AAACGUAGAAUCUAAUUAAGAACUUAGUGCUUGUUAAGAAGACAAAGGUGAUCAAUCAUGGCAGCCCUCAAGUCCCUCGUUUCUCAGCUUGCAGUUCUGAUGCUCGUGGUGCUUGCUGUGCAGACCCAGACAGCUCAGGCACAGAUGAGCUGCCCUGCUGAGCUAAGCAACCUCAACGUGUGCGCACCCUAUGUGGUGCCAGGUGCAGCCAACGUGGUUCCUAGUUCUGAGUGCUGCAGUGCACUCCAAUCAGUGCAACAUGACUGCCUCUGCAGCACUCUGAGGAUCGCUUCCCAGCUUCCGGCUCAAUGCAAUGUCCCUGCCGUCUCUUGUGGUAUAAAUUAGAGAAUUGAAUGCAUGGAUGUGAUACUCGACGUUGAAUAAUGGACUUGAAGUUUAAAUAUUUUGCUUUUAUUUUCCUUUUUGUUUCUUUUUUCCUCUUGUCCCUAGCUGGUGAUAACUUCUGACCAGCUUAAUUGGAUCUCUCAUCAUCAAUCAGAAGUAUGGGCAUCCAACAGAUGAUCAGAACUAUGGCAUUAUAAUGAAAUAAAGAAUUAUACUUUUGCUAAU
Juglans regia (Persian walnut) is the source of this 570-nucleotide messenger RNA. RefSeq names its product stamen-specific protein FIL1-like. The transcript has 2 exons. The record is from RefSeq and is a predicted model, not a curated record. The coding region runs from base 58 to 345 and encodes 95 amino acids. Lineage: Eukaryota; Viridiplantae; Streptophyta; Magnoliopsida; Fagales; Juglandaceae.